GCCGAGGACCAGUUGCCUGAUCAAAACCUUUGACCUGAGGGGUUGACUUACUGCACAACAUCUUCUCAUCCUGAAGGCUGGAACAGUUUUCAUGACUGCAGUGAUGAAGGCAAUCUUUGCUCCACUGUGUUUUCUCCUUUGCUGGAUGCUGCCUGUUGACUCCAUGGCGAUCAACCCCACUGUCCGAGAUGCCGUCCCAAGCAAACCGCUGAGCAUGGUUGAAGAUUCAGUUGAUGACAUGUACUUUGGCUGCAAAGACGCAAUGAUGGAAAAAGUCAAGAACAAAUACAUUAAGGAAGAAAAGGACAGAAUACCAUUUGCAGAAGCUUGGAGUGAAGCAGAGAGAUGUGCUGAAGAGAAACUGAAGCACACAAAGCACAUGGCUCUAACCAAAGAUCACAUCAAGGCAAUCUGUGCUUAUACGUCUGACAAACUGUACAAGCCUUUUAAUGCUGCAGUCCGGACAGAAAAGAGCAUCUACGGGUCCUUAUUCCAGUUCCACUCUUUACAUUUCCUGCUCACAUCUGCCAUACAGAUAUUGAAUAGCAAGUACCACUGUCACACCACUUACAGGCGUACCAGUUUAAGGUUUACUGGCGAAGUCCACCAGAUUAUUCGGUUUGGUACCUUUGCCUCCAGCUCUUACAGAACAGACUUGACAAAAUUUGGUAACGAGACCUGCUUUAAAAUCAAGACCUGUUCAGGUGCCUCUUUGAAGAGUUAUUCAAUGUAUAAGGAUGAGGAAGAAGUGCUCAUCCCCCCCUAUGAGACAUUCAAGAUAACUGAGAUAAUUAAUGGCAAGGUUAACAUUCAAGGUCUGAAUGAUUGUAAAGUCAUCUACGUCCUGGAGAGUGCAGGCGGUCGGAGCAUUCUGAACUGCAAACUUCUGGACCCGUGAGAGUCCAGCAGGUGGGGAAAGGCAUUCUUUAAACCAUCUUUAAACAUUCUUACUCUCCUGUCACAACUGAAUGUUAUAUAACAUAGUGCAUUCUCUACAAUCUGUAUCUUUGUGCUUCGGGUUUGUGUGGUCAUUGCAGGCUUAUGUGUUACACUUUUCUUCAGGAACAUUUUAAACAUUGUAAAAAUUCCUGCAAGUGAACACUUGUCAUUA
Chelmon rostratus (copperband butterflyfish) is the source of this 1111-nucleotide messenger RNA. RefSeq names its product NAD(P)(+)--arginine ADP-ribosyltransferase 2-like. Gene Ontology annotation, molecular function: NAD+-protein-arginine ADP-ribosyltransferase activity; NAD+ poly-ADP-ribosyltransferase activity. The coding region runs from base 92 to 898 and encodes 268 amino acids. The transcript is spliced from 3 exons. The record is from RefSeq and is a predicted model, not a curated record. Lineage: Eukaryota; Metazoa; Chordata; Actinopteri; Chaetodontiformes; Chaetodontidae.